AUGUCUACAACAAGUGCUGGCGCUAAAUUUGUCAGCUUGCACAAUUAUCAAGGGCAGGCAAAAAGAAAGGACAAAUCACAGAAUAGUGUUGUUGAAGCAGAUAGCAAUAGUUCAGUUCAAAAUGAUUCCACUAACUCAAUUGAUCAUAGUGGAUACUAUACGGCAAAACAUGAUUCGCCAAUGCAUCCAAGCACAUCAGGGGAAGUAUACAAUCGUCGUCAAAUGCUAAGAAACAUAUAUUCCGCGAAACUGUCCGCUCCAGCAACAUCUACCACAUAUCGCCUUAAACCGCCAUCCUUCCCUCUCUUACCACUAAAACUGUUGGAAAAACGACCACUCCAUGUAUCAUCACAAUUCGAUCAAGGUAGAACGGCGCAGCAAGAACAAAUCGAUAAUUUGCGAGAAGAGCUAUACGGAAUAAAGCGAAAUCACGCUGCUAUGUUAAAAGAAAAUGUUGUAUUAAAAACGCGUUUAAAACGUUCAAGUAACGAAAUAGUAAAGAAAGAUCGUCAAUUGCAGAAUUUGUUGUUCAUUCAGUCUAAAGGUUCAUCCGUUGACCAGCGAGGAAACAUGCUAGCAAUGAAGCAGAAAAUUCUAAUGCUGGAAUCGCUUCUGAAAGAAAAGACCAACGAAAUAAGCAAAAUACGGGCUGAUGUGCGACGUUUCCCGAAAAGACAAAGAACAGUUACUGAAAGCGAUAGUGCUAGAAAACUGAAGGAAGCAGUCAACUUUCUGGAAAAAGAAAAUGAUAGGAUGCGUACAAAACUACAAAUUUUCUUUAGCUGCUCAAGUUGUUCACCUGAUGGUAAGCCUGAGUUAAAAUUUGAUGGGAUUGCACAUUAA
Molecule: messenger RNA, 843 nt
Organism: Loa loa (African eye worm)
Lineage: Eukaryota; Metazoa; Nematoda; Chromadorea; Rhabditida; Onchocercidae
Exons: 6
Coding region: 1-843 (280 amino acids)
Source: RefSeq, a predicted model, not a curated record